GGCAGGAGGAGGAGGCAAGAUGGCGGCGGGCCGGUGGCGGGCCGGGCUGGCGCUGCUGGUUGUGGCGGUGGGGCUGGGCGGGCCGCGGGCCGAACAGAUGGAAGAGCAUCUGAAGCGGGAGCAUUCGCUGUCCAAACCGUACCAGGGAGUGGGUUCGGCCAGCGCGGGGCUGUGGGAGCUGCAGGGCAACGCCAUGGUGAUGGCGCAGUACAUCCGCCUCACGCCCGACGUGCAGAGCAAGUGGGGAGCCGUGUGGAACCGUGUGCCGUGUUACCUCCGUGACUGGGAGAUGCAGGUGCACUUCAAAAUCCACGGGCAAGGCAAGAAGAACCUGAAUGGUGACGGCUUUGCCAUCUGGUACACCAAGGACCGCAUGCAGCAAGGACCCGUCUUUGGAAGCAAGGAUAACUUCCUGGGCCUGGGGGUGUUUGUGGACACCUACCCCAACGAGGAGAAGCAGCAGGAGGCUCAGAAGAGGAGGUACAGCCCAGGAAAUCAGCGUGUUUUCCCCUACAUCUCCGCCAUGGUGAACAACGGCUCCCUCACCUACGACCACGACAGGGACGGCAGACCCACGGAGCUGGGGGGCUGCACAGCCAUGGUGCGCAACCUCAACCACGACACCUUCCUGGUCAUCCGCUACGUCAAGAGGAGGCUGACGGUGCUGAUAGAUAUUGAUGGUAAGCAGGAGUGGAGGGACUGCAUCGACGUGCCUGGCGUGCGCCUGCCCCGUGGGUACUACUUUGGGACCUCCUCUGUCACCGGAGACCUCUCAGACAACCACGACAUCAUCUCUCUGAAGCUGUACCAGCUGACGGUGGAGCGGACGCCGGAGGAGGAGCGGCGGGACAAGGAGGUUUACCUGCCUGUGGUGGACAACCUCAAGCUGCCAGGAAUGGAGGCACCGCUGGAGCCCAUGAGCGGCCUGGCUCUCUUCUUAAUUGUCUUCUUCUCCCUCGUGGCCGUCGUCUUCGCCAUCGUCAUCGGAGUCAUCGUGUACAACAAGUGGCAGGAGCAGAGCCGGAAGCAUUUCUACUGAAGCUGCAGUGUGACAGGCUGCCUCGUGGCAGCGCCCCCGGUGUCCCCAGGAACCACGGUGGGGACGGCUGCUGUUUGUCACUGGGCUCCUGGACUCCCCCGGUGCCAGAGGGGACCCACGUUGUGCUGGGGAUGAAGCUGCUGUCCCCUGCAGGCCUGCUGGGAGCUGGAGCUGGGCUCUGGGAGCUGCUGGAGGUGGCUCACACAUCGCACAUCCGCAGUGGUCACCGCUUUGGCUGUGAAGUCCCAGCCCUGCUUUCCUCGCCGGGUUCCUGCCACGACCCCUUUGCAGCCGUUUCGUUUCCAGGAGGGCUUUGCCAAGCUGUUCUCCUGCUCAGGCUGCUCCCAUCACCCACCUCAGACCUUCUUUAGAGACACUCCUGCUUUUUCUUCGCCCCUCAAACCUCUGUGCAGCCCCUCCAUCCAUUAACCCCCGGUGCUGGGUGUUUUGAGGACACGCUGACUGCUUCCCCGCUCCAGGCAGGGUUCAAUACCACACUCUCCCUUCUCAGUCCCUGUUUGCUGCUGCCCUGGGGCUCAGCUCUGUCCCUCUCUGGCCUUCUGUGCCUCCACACACCUCCAACACCGCCUGCAUGUCGUUGCUUUGCCGGCUCGUUGCUCCCAGCAGCAGCAGCUGAACCACGGGGGCCUCUCAGAGCCGCAGCCCUCGCUGCCUUCCAGGGAGUCCUGGUUUAUUCCUACCUCAGUGACUGCUUCUGUCAGUGACUCCUCGCUGUGUUUCUCUCAUGGGAAGAAGCAGCGUCGCCCCAGGGGCUGCACUGGGCUCCUGCAGCUGCUCUUGUGGAUCUGGGGGGUGAUGGCAUGGGGUGCCCACAGGGACGGCAGGUCGGUGCGUCCCUGAGCUCUGAGCGCGUCCAGGUGGCAGCACUCUGCUCAUGGGUGCUGCAGGCAGGGCUGGGAGCUGUUUUUGACCCAGGAUGGGUCCCAGCGUGCGGGGAACGGUGCCUUGUGGGCAGGAUGCUUGUACUGGGGUGGAUGGAAGCUUGUUAAAGUGCCCGAAGAGCCGCUGCGGGGCCUGGAAGGGGGCUGCUCUGUGAUGUUUUGCCUCUGUUUUGCCUGAGAGCCAGGAGUGAAACGUGUGCACCUCUUCCCAGCUGUAACGUGUCUUGGAAUAAAUG
Messenger RNA from Lagopus muta (rock ptarmigan), 2177 nucleotides. It is a transcript of the gene LMAN2L, whose product is annotated as lectin, mannose binding 2 like. Lineage: Eukaryota; Metazoa; Chordata; Aves; Galliformes; Phasianidae. Gene Ontology annotation, biological process: Golgi organization; endoplasmic reticulum to Golgi vesicle-mediated transport; endoplasmic reticulum organization. The transcript has 9 exons. Bases 20 to 1039 code for a protein of 339 amino acids. The record is from RefSeq and is a predicted model, not a curated record. Gene Ontology annotation, molecular function: D-mannose binding. Gene Ontology annotation, cellular component: endoplasmic reticulum membrane; COPII-coated ER to Golgi transport vesicle; endoplasmic reticulum-Golgi intermediate compartment.